Messenger RNA from Pistacia vera, 2433 nucleotides. Its product is annotated as cation/H(+) antiporter 15-like. Gene Ontology annotation, molecular function: antiporter activity. Gene Ontology annotation, biological process: proton transmembrane transport; regulation of pH. Gene Ontology annotation, cellular component: membrane; endomembrane system. Lineage: Eukaryota; Viridiplantae; Streptophyta; Magnoliopsida; Sapindales; Anacardiaceae. The coding region runs from base 1 to 2433 and encodes 810 amino acids. The transcript is spliced from 3 exons. The record is from RefSeq and is a predicted model, not a curated record.
AUGCACUUUUUCAUGAUCCUCCUCAAACCUCUUCGUCAGCCUCGUUUUGUUUCUCAGCUUAUGGCUUCUAUUCUCGUUGGCCCAACUUUGCUAGGGAGUAUUUUUUAUUGGGAACGUGAUCCUUUUAGAUGGAUGAAUCUUUUCCCAUACGAGCAGAGCAUGUUGUUAGAGUCAUACGCCAAUUUGGGGGUCACUUACUACAUGUUCUUGGUGGGGUUAGAGAUGGAUCUAUCCAAUUUAAAGCACACGAGAAAGAAAUCAUGGAGCAUCGCCUUUGUUGGAUUUUUUAUUCCAUUUGUUGUUGGGGCAAUCUUAUACUUUGUACCUCUUGUAAAUGACCGGCCGGAACGAGAUCAAAAUUAUGUGGGUGCUCUGUUCUGGGCUAUAACUCUGAGUAUCACAAGUUUCCCCGACGUGGCAAGAACACUUUCAGAUGUCAAGCUCCUCCACACAGAACUUGGCACAAUUGCCUUGAGUUCCGCUCUCAUUACUGAUAUCUUGACAUGGCUAUUUCUUGUUCUGGCAAUUGUUAUUUCAGAUGAGAAUCUUCAUAGCAUAACUUUGUCAUUAGUUCCAAUAUUUUGCUUUAUAACAGUCUCCUUCUUUGGAUUGCAUCCACUCAUUACUUGGAUGUUACAGCAUACCAAAAACAAACAAGGCAAAUUCAGCAAUAAAUUAAGCGAUACCCUUAUAUAUAUCAUUCUCAUGGGCGUGGCUGUUAGUGGAUUCAUCACAGACGCGUGUGGCUCACAUUCACUGGUGGGUGGUUUUGUAUUUGGACUUAUCAUACCAAAAGGAGAGUUUGCCAUUGAGGUUAUGGAGAAAACAGAAGAGUUUGUGAGUGGAAUUUUGUUGCCAGGCUUUCUUAUCUGCAGUGGGAUUAGAACAGAUUUUCGUAAUCUGGUAAAAGAAACUAAAUGGUCUUCUGUUGGGAUGAUCACAACUAUUGCUACCUCCGCAAAAAUUGUAAGCACUCUUGUCGUCUCUUCAUCUUUUCGCAUGUCAUUGAAGGAAGGUUUGACUCUUGGAGGUCUUAUGAACAUUAAAGGUGUAUUUGCACUCGUAGUUCUUAAUGAAGGCCGGAAUUUGAAGACUUUGAAUGAGGUAUAUAUGGUGGUAAUGGUGUUCAUAAUUUUGAUGAUGACAUGUUUGGUUAGGCCAAUACUGAUGUUAAUCAACUGCACCAGAAAGCAUUCAAGUCAUAACAAGCUAAGGACCAUACAGGCAAGUAAGCCAAAUUCUGAACUCCGAGUUCUCACAUGCAUUCAUUCAGGUCAGAAUAUCUCUGGCAUCAUUCAUCUCCUUGAAGUUUCCAAUUCCACUAGAGAAUCCCCCAUAUGUGUCUUCGCUGCCCACCUCGUUGAGCUCACUGAACGAGCGUCAGCCAUUUUGAUUUUGCACGAUAAACUCAAGACUAGCACCACACCCAGCUUAAGUCAAGGAAAGUCACAGCCAGACCAUUAUAUCUUCAGUGCCUUUGAAAACUAUAAGAUCGGCAAUGAAUCAGUUUCUUUUCAUCCACUCUCGGUUUUGUCACCUUACACAACUAUGCAUGAGGACAUCUCCAAGGUCGCUGAGGAUAAGGCUGUGACAAUAAUUUUAAUUCCAUUCCACAAGCAACCAACUGCUGAUGGUGGGUUGCAAGGUGAAAACAAGACUAUAAAGUAUGUUAACAAGAACUUAUUGGCUAAGGCACCAUGCUCUGUUGGCAUACUCGUUGAUCGAGGCCUAGGAUCAUCCAAACUUUCCAAGUCAUUAUCGAGUGACAAAUUACCGGAGCUCCAAUUAGCCAUGCUCUUCAUUGGCGGGCCUGACGACCACGAGGCUUUAAGUUAUGCUUGGAGAAUGGCAAGAAAAGAAGGCGUCAUCUUAACGGUGGUACGGUUUCGACCAAGUAUAGAUGGAAAAAACAAUGAAAAUGAGAGUUGUUAUUCCAUCAAGGAAGAUGAGAAUAAAGUAGAGUUUGAUGAUGAUGAUUAUAUUAAUUUGUUCAGGUUCAAAUCAAUGUAUGACAAAUCCAUAACUUAUCUUGAGAAACGGGUCAAAAGUAGUAAUGAACUUGAGAAAGCCAUUGGAGAACUAUACAGUAAUUUUGAUCUGUAUAUUGUUGGACGUGGUCGAGGAGUAAAGUCACCAUUGACAGAUGGACUUAUAGAUGGGGGCGACAGUCAAGAACUGGGAGUAAUUGGAGACACAUUGAUAUCAUCCAAAUUUACAGCGCAUGCAUCAGUUCUUGUGGUGCAACAAUCUGCUUCAAGUGAAAUAAUGGAUGAUAGCUCGCCGCCAUCAGAAAGCAACUUCAAACAAAAGAAAUGGGCUUCGCCAGUUUUAAAUCCUGAGUAUGAAGCCAAAUACGGCAAAGAACAAGAAGAAAGACUUUUAAUAGGUAGGAUUUGUAGACAUGGACUCCACGAGGAAUCAAUAAAAAUGUAG